Messenger RNA from Pyricularia grisea, 4682 nucleotides. RefSeq lists its product as uncharacterized. Gene Ontology annotation, biological process: transmembrane transport. The record is from RefSeq and is a predicted model, not a curated record. Lineage: Eukaryota; Fungi; Ascomycota; Sordariomycetes; Magnaporthales; Pyriculariaceae. Gene Ontology annotation, cellular component: membrane. Gene Ontology annotation, molecular function: ATP binding; ATP hydrolysis activity; ABC-type transporter activity. The transcript has 3 exons. Bases 162 to 4682 code for a protein of 1506 amino acids.
UCACAACACGCAAGUCAUCCAUCAAUCUUAACGCAUCGUGAAAGAGGACCCAAAAGGCUUUUAGUUUGCACUUAAGGGUGCCUUUCCUUCUCCACUCGUCAUAGAACUAAUCUUCUUGUCUCUCACGCUGGACGCACCAUAGGCAAGCCAAAAGAAAAACAAUGGCAGGUCCACCACCAACAACACAAGGACCAGGAUCUAGGAGCACUACCUCCAAUGAUCCUGAUACUAGGCAUCAGACACAAGAUGAUCCGGAGCAGGUAGUUUCGGAUGCCACAAUGAGCCGGGAAGCCGACCUCAUUCGGCCUUCGGCGCCAAGCCCAGCCCCCGAACCCAGCGCCGACCUAGAUGACGCUACUUCAUCCGACGAGGAAAAACAUCGCCGCCAAUCUUCAACAGAAUCCAUUUCACUACCGGCAACGGGAACAAGAAGCGGCUUAAGUCGCACAAAAAGUACUGCCACUGACGUAUCUGCCACCUACUCGACGCACCUGCGCAUGCUCGAGCAAGAAUGGACCUCCCGGCCAUGGUACCGCAAGCUUAAUCCAUUGCGCUGGGGUGGCAUACCCCCGCUACCGGAAGAGCGUGCCCCGUGUCCAGAGGUCGACGCCGGCUUCCUGAGCAAGCUGUUUUUCUCAUGGCAGGGGCCUCUUAUGACGACGGGCUACCGCCGGAGCCUGCAGCUGACUGACAUCUGGGCCGUGAACCCAAACCGCGCCGUGGAGCCCAUGUCGGAUCGCGUGCGGGCCUCUUUCAAGAAGCGCGUGGCCGCCGGCCAGAGGUUCCCGCUCGCUCUCGCUAUCCACGAGGCGUUCUUCCGCGAAUUCUGGCUGGGUGGCAUUUGCUCGUUGAUAUCGACCCUGAUGCAGGUCUUAUCGCCCUUCUUGCUGCGCUUUCUGAUCCAGUUCGCAACGGACGCUUAUAACGCCGCUAACCAAGGGACACCGGCUCCACCAGUAGGCAGGGGAGCUGGGCUGAUCGUCGGAGUGGUCCUGAUGCAGAUCGCACAGAGCUUGUCUAUGAACCACUUCAUAUACCACGGCAUGAUAUGUGGAGGGCAGUCCAGAGCUAGCCUGAUUCAGCUGGUGUACGAGAAGAGUAUGGUUCUGUCUGGCAGGGCCAAGGCUGGCGGGAGCAAAGAACAAAACGAGACAAUGGACAACAAUGAAAAGAAGGAUAAGCAAAAGAAGGGAGGCAAGGGCGGCGUCAAUCCAGAGGGCCAGGGUACAGGCUGGGCGAAUGGCCGGAUAGUUAACCUGAUGAGCGUGGACACAUACCGCGUCGACCAGGCGUUUGGUCUAUUCCACAUCGUCUGGACGGCCCCACUCGCGUGCGUGAUCACGUUGAUCGUACUGGUCAUCAAUAUCACAUACUCCGCCCUUGCUGGCUUCGCGCUCUUGAUUAUUGGCGUCCCGAUCCUGACGCGGGCCAUCAAGUCUUUAUUCAUACGGCGCAAGGGCAUCAACCGCAUCACGGAUCAGCGUGUCUCACUCACCCAAGAGAUUUUGCAGUCUGUGAGGUUCGUCAAGUACUUCGGCUGGGAGAGCAGCUUUAUUGCACGGCUUCACGAGAUCCGCACUCGCGAGAUUUCGGCCAUUCAGAUGCUUUUGUCCAUUCGCAACGCAAUCUUGGCCAUCAGUCUUUCGCUGCCAGUUUUUGCGUCCAUGCUGUCUUUUAUCACGUACUCGCUCUCGGGUCACAACCUGAAUCCCGCCCAGAUCUUUUCUAGUCUGGCACUCUUCAACGGUCUGCGAAUGCCACUUAACCUGCUCCCGCUUGUGAUUGGGCAGGUUACAGAUGGUUGGUCCUCGCUUAAGCGGAUAGAGGAAUUUCUGCUGGCCGAGGAGCAGAACGAGGACGUGGUGAGGAGGAUGGACGGCGAGAAUGCUAUCGAGAUGCACGGAGCCUCAUUCACAUGGGAGAAGACUCCUGCGCGGGAGAAGGACGGCGAAAAAGACCAGAAGUCUACUGUUGCAGGGGGCAAGGAGAAGCCUGGACCGGAGAAUGGCGACGGGACGACCGACAGCCCGCCGACAGAAACUGAGCGGGAGCCGUUCCACCUAGAGGAGCUCAACCUUGCCAUUGGACGUAAUGAGCUCAUCGCUGUCAUCGGAACUGUGGGCAGUGGCAAGUCAUCCCUGCUGGCCGCGCUGGCAGGAGACAUGCGCAAAACGGCCGGAGAGGUAAUUUUGGGGGCCUCGAGAGCCUUUUGUCCCCAGUACUCAUGGAUUCAAAACACGACGGUGCGGGACAAUAUUCUGUUUGGCAAGGAGAUGGACGAAUCCUGGUAUAGGGAGGUCAUUAAAGCAUGUGCUCUUGAACCUGACUUGGACAUGCUCCCAAACGGCGAUCUGACCGAGAUUGGCGAACGCGGCAUCACCAUUUCAGGAGGACAAAAACAACGGUUGAACAUUGCGCGCGCAAUCUAUUUCGAUGCCGAAAUGGUUCUCAUGGACGAUCCACUGAGUGCAGUCGACGCUCAUGUUGGGCGCCACAUUUUCGAUAACGCAAUCCUAGGUUUACUAGGUGACAAGUGCCGGAUUCUGGCGACACACCAACUCUGGGUCCUCAACCGCUGUGACCGCAUAGUAUGGAUGGAGGCUGGCAAGAUCCAAGCCGUUGGCACCUUUGAUGAUCUUGUACACAACCACGAAGGUUUCAAGCAGCUCAUGGAAACCCAUGCGCUCGAGGAGAAGAAGGACGGAAAGAAGGCCGACGACGAAAGCGCUGGGGAUGGUGAAGACACCAAGGACGCAAAGGAGAAGCAGUCUGGUGACAACAUCAAGCUUAAGAAGGGCAAGUCCCUGAUGCAAACCGAAGAGCAGGCCGUGGCUAGCGUGCCGUGGUCAGUCUACAGCGAUUACAUCCGGUCUUCGGGCAGCAUUCUAAAUGCGCCCCUCACUAUAAUCCUGCUCAUCGUAGCUCAAGGUGCCAAUAUUGUCACGGCAUUGUGGCUUUCGUACUGGACGUCGGACCGCUUCUCGCUGUCAACGCCGGUUUAUAUUGGCAUCUACGCAGGACUGGCCAUUGCUCAGGUGGUGCUGCUAUUCGGAUUCAUGGUUGCCCUUUCAGUGUUGGGAACGAGGGCUUCGAGAAGCAUGUUGCACCAGGCAGUGACGAGAGUGCUGCGCGCGCCCAUGUCCUUCUUUGACACGACGCCCCUGGGCCGCAUCACGAACCGAUUUUCCCGCGAUGUCGACGUCAUGGACAACAACUUGGCCGACGCCAUGCGCAUGUACUUUUUCUCCGUGUCGGGGAUAUUGUCCACUUUUGCACUCAUCAUUGCCUUCUUCCACUACUUUGCCGCCGCGCUCGUGCCUCUGUUUUUCGUCUUUAUGGCCUCCACGGCGUACUACCGUGCUUCAGCUCGCGAGGUCAAGCGUUUCGAGUCGACUCUCCGGUCCAAUGUUUUUGCUAAAUUCGGCGAGGGUCUCAGCGGCGUGGCUUGCAUUCGAGCCUACGGACUGCAAGACCGCUUUGCUGCUGACCUUAGAGUCGCCAUCGACGACAUGAACUCGGCAUACUACCUGACCUUUUCGAACCAAAGGUGGCUGUCGAUCCGGCUCGACGCCAUCGGCAAUGCGCUCGUCCUGACGACGGGUGUGCUGGUGGUCACUAACCGCUUCGAUGUGUCGCCGUCUAUCGGCGGGCUCGUGCUUAGUUAUAUCCUCGCCAUUGUUCAGAUGAUCCAGUUCACCGUCCGGCAGCUGGCGGAGGUGGAGAACGGCAUGAACGCCGUCGAGCGGCUGCGGUACUACGGCCGCGAGCUAGAGUCGGAGGCGCCGCUCAAGACCAUCGAAGUAGCGCCCUCGUGGCCCCAAAAGGGCGAGAUAGUCUUUGACAAGGUCGAGAUGCGGUACAGGUCCGGCCUCCCGCUGGUCCUGCGAGGUCUGGACAUGAAAGUUCGCGGCGGCGAGAGGAUUGGUAUCGUUGGCAGGACGGGUGCCGGCAAGAGCAGCAUCAUGAGCGCCCUGUUCCGACUCGUCGAGCUGUCCGGGGGCAGGAUCACCAUUGACGGCCUGGACAUUGCCACGGUCGGGCUGGGUGACCUCCGGUCCAGGCUGGCCAUCAUUCCGCAGGACCCCACCCUGUUCAAGGGCACGGUGCGCAGCAACCUGGACCCGUUCGGCGAACACACGGACCUCGAGCUCUGGGGUGCGUUGAGGCAGGCGGAUCUGGUCGGUCCCGAGACGGGCAGCGGCGCCGCAACGCCCACAGCCAUCCAGGAGAAGGAGUCAGGCGGCGGCGGCGGUGGUGGUGGUGGUGGCGGACGCAUCCAGCUCGACUCGGUGGUGGAGGAAGACGGACUCAACUUCUCGCUCGGGCAGCGACAGCUGAUGGCGUUGGCGCGAGCGCUGGUCAGGGGCUCGCAGAUCAUCAUCUGCGACGAGGCGACGUCGAGCGUCGACAUGGAGACGGACGCCAAGAUCCAGGCCACGAUGGCGGUCGGGUUCCGGGGCAAGACGCUGCUGUGCAUUGCGCAUCGUCUGCGGACCAUUAUCGGCUACGACCGCAUCUGUGUUAUGGAUCAGGGCCGAAUCGCCGAGCUGGGCGAGCCGGCAGAGCUAUUCAAGAUGGAGGGCGGCAUCUUCAGGGGCAUGUGUGAACGAAGCGGCAUAACGGAGAGGGACAUAUUGGCUGCGAGGGAUGGGCUAGGCGUUACUGGUGGUGCUGAUGAAUGA